UGUGAAUUAUUUGCAUAGUUGGCUGCGAUAGUCCUAUUUAACCCCAAACGCAAGUGUUUGACACAUAAAAUCAGUAUUAAACUCGAACAACAACUGUAUAUAUAUUUACUGCAAAGAUAUCUACUAUUGAAAUACCGCUCGGAAUGGGAAACAAAACUUCAAUCACUAAUGACAGGCUUAACAGACCUGAGAAUAGCCACUGAUUUGCAUAAACACAACAAAAUUGUAAUGUGUUGUUACAAUGAUAGAAUAAAAAUGUUAAACUGUUUCUCCGGCGGGAAAUGCGUUGUAAACGUUAACAAUAGGAGAGUUUGCCCCAAAUGUCGACUCAAAAAGUGUUUCUCAUCGGGAAUGAAGACUGAAUUAAUGAGAAGUUUAGCCGAAAAUGAAAAGCGAAAAAAUAAAAGACAAAAACUGAACACAAAUGCCGGGAAUUCAACGCCAAUGAGCGGCGGAUCCAGUGAUGAAUCCCAGGAACAAGUGAUGGCCGAAGAGGUGGUAGAAGUGGUGGACAACGAGAAUGAAUGUCAAGAAAUUGAUAAUUUAAUUCGCGAUCCGUUGAACAUCACCGACGAUGAGCUGUUCCAACAGGUGAUGGACAUCGAGAGUCUGUCCGAUAGUAACGACUUAAUCAAUGGUAUUAAACAACGUAUCGGCAAAUACUCGACACUACCUAUGGUUAGGGUUAUCACGGAUUACGAGGGUAUCAAUCAGUUGGAGAGCCGGCGUAUCGACGACUUGUUGAACGCGUCCAGUGUUUUCAAUUACGUUAUACCCAGCGAUACAACACAACAGCCGGGCUAUAGAUGUGGUAAAUUUCACCAAACGUUUGGAGGGGUUCACAAAGUGCUGCGCCGACGACCAGUUGUCGCUCGUGAAGUACGGCUGCGUUGA
Messenger RNA from Medioppia subpectinata, 894 nucleotides. NCBI's taxonomy places the organism in Eukaryota, Metazoa, Arthropoda, Arachnida, Sarcoptiformes, Oppiidae. The record is from the annotation of a GenBank genome assembly.